AUGGAAUUUGUCUUGAAAAUUGACAGUGUGGAGGAGUGGUGGGAACGCUUGGAAGACUUCCGUGUUUCGGAAAAAGUUGGAUUUUUGGUUGAAAAUCCAUUGGAGCACUUGCCGGAAUAUUUCCGCCCUUGGGAAAUUCUCGGAAAGAAAGCUGCGAAGUUGACAGGCACAGGAGAACUGAAAGACGAAGCUGAAAAGUUACCAUAUCUGGACUACAAUCGUCUGAAGAGUUAUGAAGAGUAUUGUUUAGCCCACAGCCUGUUGUCUACAAUUGCACACUGUUAUGUUUGGCAGGACAGAGAUAAGGGCGUGGUACCUGAGGUUCUUCCGAGGGCUGUCGCUGUACCAUGGUACCACGUGUCCCAGUACCUAGGACUUAAUCCUGUCUACUGCUACUUGGCCUGCAUUCUUGCUAACUGGAGGAAGGAAUCGGAAGACAGCUGCGACAUUGAACUCAUUUGCUGUGCACCCGGCAGUCCUAACACCGACUGGUUUUUCAUAGUUACAAUUCAAAUCGAAAUUGACUUUGGCAAGGGAGUCAAGGACAUAAUUAGGGUGUAUCAGUCUCUGACGAUAGGUGAUGACGACGGUUUGAUAGAAGGUUUGCAAGGGAUGGCUGACACCAUUCAGAGGAUGCAACAAACACUGGCCAGAAUGCACGAAGCAGAGCAAUAUCUCAGAAAAAUAAGAGAAUACAUGCCUGUCAACCACAGAGAGUUUCUGAACGCCAUAGAAAACGGACCUUCUCUCAGAAAUCACGUGAGACUCUCUCGCGAAGAUGGUGUACGGAAAGCAUACAACAAAUGCAUCCAAGCACUUACUGAAUUUCGAUCAUACCACUUUGCGACUAUUGUUAAAUAUAUUUUGCUGCAGUCGUACAAGAAAAAUGGAGAGUCAAGUAAUAUCACGGAGGCCCAAGGGGCAGGCGGGACAUAUUUGAUCGCCUUCCUCAAAUCGACUCGAGACCAGACAGCCAGAUGUAUCCUUGGCGACAGCGACACAGGACACGUGACAUGGCAGGCAGACGACAGGGCUUUAGUAGGCCUGAAAAUGGAAGAACGUUCAUCUCUUCUGCACCCAGGGACCAACCGCAUCGUCAAAUCAAAAUCAGAUUAA
Molecule: messenger RNA, 1116 nt
Organism: Lingula anatina
Lineage: Eukaryota; Metazoa; Brachiopoda; Lingulata; Lingulida; Lingulidae
Product: indoleamine 2,3-dioxygenase 2-like
Biological process (GO): 'de novo' NAD+ biosynthetic process from L-tryptophan
Cellular component (GO): cytoplasm
Molecular function (GO): metal ion binding; heme binding; L-tryptophan 2,3-dioxygenase activity
Source: RefSeq, a predicted model, not a curated record